This is a messenger RNA of Phytophthora infestans T30-4, 1134 nucleotides long. RefSeq names its product protein kinase, putative. The record is from RefSeq and is a predicted model, not a curated record. Gene Ontology annotation, molecular function: ATP binding; protein kinase activity. NCBI's taxonomy places the organism in Eukaryota, Oomycota, Peronosporomycetes, Peronosporales, Peronosporaceae. Gene Ontology annotation, biological process: protein phosphorylation. The transcript has a single exon. The coding region runs from base 1 to 1134 and encodes 377 amino acids.
AUGAUGGCAGCCAAGCUGGACGACUACGUGAUCCAGCGGCGACUUGCGCCUGCACUGUUCGGCGAUGUGCUGCUGUGCCAGCACAAGCCGACAGGCAACAUGGUGGCUGUGAAGCGCGUACUUCAGAGCGCCGCCAACGCGCAGCUCACGCUUUCGAGCAAUAAGAAGGUGCGCGAGAACGUGGCUCUCGAACGCGCUCUGUAUCACCAACUUAACCGCGUCGGCGGCCACCGCAACCUUCUCAAAUUACGCGAUGAGAUCGAGUUCGAUGGAUAUCUGUAUCUCGUUUCCGACUUCUGUGCACGUGGCGAAUUGUACGAGCUCGUGAGCUCCACCGAGGACGGCAAGCUACCACUACCCGUCAUUACGAAAUACAUGCGCCAGAUCGCCAGUGGCGUUCAAUUUUUACACGCCAAUGGUUUCGCACAUCGCGAUUUGUCACUGGAGAACGUCUUGGUCACAGACGAUGAUCAAUGCCAAGUGUGUGACUUCGGCCUCGCCGCCUCAACAGCCAAGCCCAGUCGCGAGACUGUAGGCAAACUCUUCUACAUGGCACCAGAGGUGCUGGCUGGCGUGCAGUACGACGCCACAAAGGCCGACGUCUGGUCACUUGGCGUCAUGCUGUUCAUCAUGCUUAUCGGAGCUCCUCCCGUUGAAACGGCGUCGUCGUCGGACGCCAGAUUCAGACUCAUUACUAACAAGGGAAUCAGGAAACUCAUCGACCGCUGGGGGCUCACCAAGGAGCUGCCGGCCGCCUCUAUUGACCUCAUCGCCGAUAUGCUCGAAGUCGACCCGGAGCAGCGCAUCUCGAUGGCCGAGGUGGUGUCUCACCCGUUCUUGCUGCGAUCCAGCUCCAUCGCUUCGCCGCAGCGUGUCGUCGCGCCUAAGAUACAGCAGACGCGUGUCGCCUCUCCGGCUAAGCAGACACCACAGCCAACGGCUUCGCAUUCGUCGGCGUCCAUGUACUCGACCCGUCCCGAGUCGGACGGCAUCGAGCGCAGCGGCUGCCGGCUGCUAUUUCACAAGAUUCACCGCUUCUUCUCGCGUCGUCACAACAAACGCGUGAUGGCUGUGCGCCGAGGCCCUGGCUCAUCAAAGCGAGCGCAUGCCAAGCGCUUCGCGAACGCCGCCUGA